AUGAAGCUGAAUCUCGAUCUGCAAGAUGCCCAUCAGGGGCCGUAUCUUGCGCAAGACCACGUAAAAGCCUUGUUCGAAAUCCGAGGUCCUACCUUUCACAAAUCGCCUCGCAUCUCGGUCAAAUUCGUCGGCACCAUGGUGGUGUCGUUUCCCACACAUGUUAAUGGGGCCAGCCCGGGACAGUUUACAACAGUGUUGUUUGAGGAAACAAGGAAAAUCGAAUACAGAGAUUUGCAGUGGGACGAAGAUGAAGCCUCUGGCGAAUCGAUAUACACCACUCCCAUCGACUUCCAAUUCCCAGCCGAGGCCAACUGCUACUGCGCCAGACCUCAAAAGUGCCAACUCCCGCCUUCAAUGAACAUAAUCGAGCCCGAAAUGAGCGUCAAAGUAACGUACGGUAUUGUCGUCUCAGUGGGCCGCUGCAUCCUCGGUCCAAUGACAAAAGUCAAGAGCGUGGCGGUUGAGAUCCCCUUCAGCUGCACCCCAACCACGACAUCGCUCCCCAGAUCGUCCUGCGUUCUAUCAGUGGCGAUGGAUGACAAAUCUGGCCGAAGAUAUGCGCGCCAACGAAAUACAUUAAUGGAUCAAGAGCACGCCGACGGCUCAUGUCCAUCAUAUAGUCUGAAAUACUCGCCAUCAGUCAAAGUCGAGGUUCUCCUGCCCCAGCCGGCGAUUCUCAUCCGCGGCCAGCCAACUCCAGUGCGGGUCGUUAUCCACACACCCACCGACAUGAUCGAAUCGGGCAACGUAUAUCUGCGAAGCGUGUCCAUGGACCUAAAGUCUACUGUCAUGACUUCUGUUGGUAUGCUGCCGCGGACAGCCACCCAGAGAAAACACGGGUGCAGCAUGGCCGGCGCGGUUAAGAUUGAUAGCGAAGUCUUUGAGCUGGACUCGGGCGCGUGGGGCAACUUUUUCGUCAUGAAUACGAAGCCGACGACGGAGUCUUGUAUAGUGAGGCUGGACCAUGCGAUGGAGAUUGUGACGGGCAUCUCGAUUGGACUGGGGAGUGAUAUCAAGUAUGCUGUGGCGACGUUUGACGUUGUUGUCAUGGAUCCACCGCCGGCGUACGAAGUUGGAGAUGCGAUACAAUUACAAGCAUAA
This is a messenger RNA of Trichoderma asperellum CBS 433.97, 1101 nucleotides long. RefSeq lists its product as uncharacterized. The record is from RefSeq and is a predicted model, not a curated record. NCBI's taxonomy places the organism in Eukaryota, Fungi, Ascomycota, Sordariomycetes, Hypocreales, Hypocreaceae.